GAGUUCAGACUCCUGCCGAAGCUUCUCCCUCUUCCGCCGCGCCGCAUCCUCUCCCCAGAUGUUCAGCCAGCCGGGGUGCUAGUGUCAGCCGUCUCUGGUGCCUGGGUGUGAACUUGCUGGCAAGGCUGCUGCCGGGAGGAGGCUGUCGAUUGAGCCGGAUUUAAAGGGGAAUUGUGCUGCAGACAAUGCUCAGCAGCAGCAUCUGGAGCAGCCCUGGGGACCCAGCUACACAUUGCUACACACCCAGCCAGGCACAAUGACAGCAGCUGCCUGGAGUGGCUGCAGGCAGCAGGCGGGAGCAUGAAGUGAAGGGAUCACUGCAGUGCUCAAGAUGAACUCCACCUUGGUUGGUAACCAGAGUGGGCGGCCAUUCUGCCUCCUGGCCAUUAGCUACUUGGAGACGGUCAAUUUUUGCCUCCUGGAAGUGAUUAUAAUAGUGUUCCUCACCGUGCUGAUCAUUUCAGGCAAUAUUAUAGUGAUAUUUGUCUUUCACUGUGCACCUUUACUGAACCACCACACCACCAGCUACUUCAUCCAGACGAUGGCAUAUGCUGACCUCCUGGUGGGUGUGAGCUGUCUGGUGCCUUCUUUGUCCUUACUCCAUUAUCCCAUUGUUUUGAGAGAGUCCUUGGUCUGCCAGGUCUUUGGUUAUGUGGUAUCUGUGCUCAAAAGCGUCUCCAUGGCCUCUCUGGCUUGCAUUAGCAUUGAUAGAUACAUUGCCAUCACCAAACCACUGACCUACAAUACUCUGGUCACCCCGUGGAGACUCCGCGUCUGCAUCCUGAUCAUUUGGCUGUACUCCUGUGUAGUCUUCUUACCUGCCUUCUUUCACUGGGGAAAGCCUGGAUAUCAUGGGGAUGUGUUUCAGUGGUGCGCCGACUCCUGGUACACUGAUCGCUAUUUCACUCUCUUCAUCGUGAUGAUGCUCUAUGCCCCUGCUGCUUUCAUCGUCUGCUUCACAUACUUCAAUAUCUUCCGCAUCUGCCAGCAGCACACCAAGGAAAUCAAUGAAAGGCGAGUGCGCUUCAGCUCCCAGGAUGGGGAGGCUGGGGAGGCACAGCACUGCCCCGAUAAGCGCUAUGCCAUGGUUCUCUUCCGCAUCACCAGUGUCUUCUAUAUCCUCUGGUUGCCCUACAUCAUCUAUUUUUUGCUGGAGAGCUAUGCUGUCUAUAGAAACCACACUGCAUCCUUUUUGACCACUUGGCUUGCCAUUAGCAACAGUUUCUGCAACUGUGUCAUUUACAGUCUCUCCAACAGUGUUUUUCAGAAGGGGCUCAAGCGCCUCUCGGGAGUUGUUUGUGCCUCUUGCGCAAGACAGAGGGUAGUUAAGGACCCCUCAACCUCUAGGAGCAAAAGACCUUCCAAUGGAUGCCAUGUCUAAGGAGCAGAUCGCUGUGACUGGGAAAUGCAGGCAGUCAUGUAAAUUGCAAAAUAAGUUAAAAACAGUUUUAAGAUGCCAGGUUAGCAAAAAGGUUUCUGAGAAAUGCUGCUGACUCAAAAAUCAGGAGUGUGUAUUAUUGUUUUCACUUUAACAUUUCAUCAUGGUGUUGGGGUAUAUGGUGUGUGACCUCCAUAUUCAUUUUAAGAAUAAAGCUGUAUCCUGACACUUUUUCUGGCAUGACUGAAUGUAGUGGGUGUGUGUGAGCUUCAGCAAAAAUGGUGUUUUUUUUUUUACAGCUUUACGAGGCUGUUUCAAGAUUUAUGCUCACAUAGAAAUGAUUUCUCUCAAGUGGAAGUGUUAUAGUAUAAUGGUGUAUUGCAGGGAUUUUUUGUGUGUAUUUCAAAGCAUAUUGACUCUGUGUGUUCUUACACUGCAAUAUAAGGGGCCAAAUGGUUUGUCUUUCAGCUCUACCUAGACAGAGCUCUAGAAUAUAGUGAAUAAUGUGAACACUUUAACAUUAACUUAAACUUGUAAUGAGCCAUAAAUGCAGCAAUGUGCUCAAAACAGUGAGACACUUUUGAAAACUGAUCUGGUCUUUGUGCCCUGUUUUACCAGUAGAAUUCUUGUAUGUGAUUGGAGUACAGUAUUUAUAUUUUCCUUUUUGAACAACUUGGAUCAGACCAAAGUUAGCAGUUUAAUAAAACAUUU
Messenger RNA from Malaclemys terrapin pileata, 2089 nucleotides. RefSeq names its product G protein-coupled receptor 21 (gene GPR21). The coding region runs from base 332 to 1381 and encodes 349 amino acids. The record is from RefSeq and is a predicted model, not a curated record. Gene Ontology annotation, molecular function: G protein-coupled receptor activity. Gene Ontology annotation, biological process: G protein-coupled receptor signaling pathway. Gene Ontology annotation, cellular component: membrane. The transcript has a single exon. Lineage: Eukaryota; Metazoa; Chordata; Testudines; Emydidae.